GAAUCCGGCCUCGGUUAGGUAAACGCUAUCGCUUAUCAGCAUCAACCGCUGAUAACGGUCUAACGAAGCGGAGUUGGCCGGCCGAGCGGUUAUCGCUGGAGGGAAAUGGACCCAGUUCCUCGUAGCCGACCGUUCACGCGCAACCUCGCGCCGUUCGUUCCCGUCUAUUUCGUUACCGGCGAUCGAUCCGCGUUUUCGCGCAGAGUGUCGUCCCGCGUUUCAACUUGCACGACCGGCGGUCACCUCUUCCAACCGAGAGGUACACAUCUCGUUCUUUCCACGACGAUCGUCCCGCAACGAUAACGAUCGACAUCGAUCGAACCAACGUUUCGUUCAUCCUCCGUCGUCCUCUCUCUCUUUCUCUCUCUCUCUCUCUCUCUCUCUCUCUCUCUCUCUCUCUCUCUCUCUCACGCCCAUUCGCUAUCGCUCCGCCCAGAAACUCGUUGCUGCUUCCUCUGUCUGCUCGUUUUUUCUUUCCUUCUGCCAACGUUUUCUCGCAUUUCUUCCAGCCGUUCUCUCCGCGCACCGCGGAAUCGCUACCCCGUUUCUAUCUAUCGUGCCGCCAUCGUCGAGGCCAGCCGCGAGAUUAUUGCGACGGAAAGAGUCGCCUUCCUUAUCGUGUUUAACUAACCUGCACUCGAAACCAUUCCGACGAGUCGAAUUUUUCCAUCCAACGCCACCGUUUCUUUUUCCGCCACGGAUUUCCUUCCAGUCUUCCGACCGUCCGUCCGUCCGUCCGUCCGUCCUCCUCUUUUCCCCACCGACUCGCGUUCCAGUCCGAUCGCGUCGUGGCUCGUCCAGCUCGUGGAAACGCGAGCUCGCGACCACCGAUGAUAAGCCAAUGGAAAAAUAAACUCGGAGAUCGACGAAUCGACACCUUGGAAACACGCGUGCGUGGCAUGUCUUUAUCGGUCGAUUCCAUGUACGUACUACGAUAGCGUAUAUGGUAACUCUCGUCGUUUUACCUACCUCGUUAUUCCAUUUUCUUUCCUCUCUCCGUUUCUCUCCUUUGCUCCUUUCUUUUCCACCCUUUCCUACCUUUCCUCCCUUCGAUUAUUCCACCCUCUGGCCGAUUUUCGUAAGCGACCACGGUGUGUGGUGAUUCUCGGCCAGGAAAUUCGCGUUCGUCGCAAGCGCGCAUAGUCAUAGUCACGCUUCGAUCUCUCGAGUGGGAAAAAUAGUCGGAAUCGCUGUUUCGCGAAUCGUGCACCGAUCGAGAACGAGGAAAUCGAUCGGCGAAAUAGAGUUGGAGUGGCAGAAUUUGCCUCGGUCGUGGAGAGGAGAGGAGAGCUUUCGUGUUUCUAUCAAGUGUGCCUGUACGCGUCGCUGCUUUCUGCUUGUCGAUACUCUCGAUAUACACACGCGUAUAUGUCAUUGUUGCCAACCAGAGAAAGGGGGACACAGACCGGCGAAGGAUAAUCGGCUGGAUCGUGCCCCGUGCCUCUUUCCUCGUGCUCUCGGGUUUUGGAGAAAUCGAGCCAAGCUGCCUGCAGAGAUCGAUCCACUCGGUCAAUGAAGAAUCCACCUUGAAGAAUUAUACCAAAGUUCGCUGACGUUGCCCGGAAAGCGAUCGCAUACCGACCUGUGUUUCGCUAGUUUGCCAAUAGUGGUCGUCGACGAGCAACAUGGAGGACCGAAAAAGAGCGUUCUCUCGUACGCAAGCGAGUAGAGCCACGAUUCGAUUCCACGUGGAUCGAAAAAACCUGGAGGCGAACGUGGUGGCGAUGACGGAGAAGGAGCAACGUCAGAUGGUCGGAUACCGUGACGACAAAGAACCGACGAGCACCGCCUCGGCGGCCUCCUCCGGCAAGUACGUGGCAGCAUCUCGCGCCCCGAUGGACAAUUUGAAACAGUGGGAAUUGGUAGAGUGCGAUCGGGGUCUGCGGGUGGUAGAAAAGAGGAGCGCCGCGAACGCUGCGUCGAAGGGGGGUGCCGCCGGUGGGGUGGAACGUACGCCCAGCUUCACCGGCAAAGACGCCGCCAGUCCGAUGACAGGGAGGAAAAGUCUGCCGACCAGCGUCGCGUUCGACGCGAACCUCGAGGAGAAGUUGAAGGCCUUCAAAGACUCGAAGAUCGUUCAGCCGGUGAUAGCGACGCAGCGCGAUCGCGCCGACGACGCGGCCAAAAUCCCGAUUAACCUCGAAAUGAUUCUGAAACAGCGAAAAGGCUCGGCCGCCGAGAGUACGGAUAUGCUUCAACGAUUGGAGCAGCAGUUCAAGGCCAUCGAAAUGGACACUAUAGCAGCCAGAAUGCGCGAGGUGGAGCUCAUCUCGGAUUUCGAGCCGGAAAUUCGAUACAGGGACCUUCGGUACACGGAACACGAGGAUCUACUUCGAAACGUGACGGAUGACGAGGCCGAGGGGUCCUCUCCGUUACACCGAGGAGACGCGACGAGGAACUCUACGGGAAACGCGGGCGCGACGACGAAGAAAGCCUCGACGAAAUUAUCAAGGACAGCCUCGGACACGAGACGAGGACAGGAAGCGGAAAUACCUCUUCGAGCCCAGGCUAGGGUACAGCAAACGCGCGUGCUCGCGCGGCCCGUCAGCGCGAAGAAAGAUCGGCAUCAACAGCAGCGACAGAGCAGCGUGGUUAGCAGCGCGCUCAGGCCAUUGUCAGACGUCACGCAGAAGGGUGGUCAAAAUGAGAAGGAGACAGGGGAUGGCGUGGGAGUGUCGAGUAGCGGUGGUCGGCCUUCUUCUCGAAGUCGGACCUCGGAGGAGCCCCACAUCGGCAAGUACAAAUUACUCAAAACAAUUGGCAAAGGUAACUUUGCCAAGGUAAAACUUGCCAAACACUUACCUACCGGGAGAGAAGUGGCUAUCAAAAUUAUCGACAAGACUCAACUGAACCCUGGUAGCCUUCAAAAGUUGUUCCGGGAAGUAAGAAUAAUGAAGAUGCUCGAUCAUCCGAACAUAGUGAAGCUUUUCCAAGUAAUCGAGACCGACAAAACAUUGUACCUGGUAAUGGAGUACGCCAGCGGUGGCGAAGUCUUCGACUACUUGGUUUUACAUGGUCGUAUGAAGGAGAAGGAAGCCAGAGCAAAAUUCCGGCAGAUUGUCUCUGCCGUGCAAUACUGCCAUCAAAAAAAGAUCAUUCACAGGGAUUUGAAGGCCGAAAACUUGUUACUCGACAGCGAGAUGAACAUCAAAAUCGCCGACUUUGGCUUCAGCAAUGAAUUCACACCGGGGAACAAGUUGGACACCUUCUGUGGCUCACCCCCUUACGCGGCACCUGAACUUUUCCAGGGUAAAAAGUACGACGGUCCCGAAGUAGACGUCUGGUCGUUGGGUGUAAUAUUGUAUACCUUAGUGUCUGGAUCAUUGCCCUUCGACGGUUCGACGCUGAGGGAACUGAGGGAACGAGUACUACGAGGAAAAUAUCGAAUCCCGUUUUACAUGUCCACGGACUGUGAAGGCCUCUUGAAGAAGUUUUUGGUGCUCAACCCGACGAAACGGGCAUCCCUAGAGACUAUCAUGAAAGACAGGUGGAUGAACACGGGAUACGACGACGAUGAACUAAAACCGUACUUAGAACCUGAACCUGAUUAUAAAGACCACAAGAGGAUAGGUGAGUCUGCCAAGGCCCUGGCUAGUAUGGGGUAUACGAGAAGCGAAAUAGAAGAUUCCUUGGGACAAGCAAAGUACGAUGACGUGUUCGCCACGUACUUACUUUUAGGAAGAAAGACAACUGAUCCUGAAUCUGACGGCUCGCGAUCAGGCAGUUCAUUGUCGCUGCGUAACAUUCCACCACAAGCUGGUACGGGUGGCGGCGGUGGAGGUGGCGGAGGUGGAAGCGGAGGAGGAACGGGUGGCGCCGUGCAGAGUCCGUCGCAUAGAGGUGUUCACAGAAGUAUUUCCGCUAGCAAUCCAAAACCAAACAGACGAGUUUCGUCCGGUCUUGAAACGCAUCGAGGAGCACCGAGCCCAGGAAAUGCAACGAACCAUAAUCACGCGACUGCUACGACUGGUGUAACGGUGACUGGAAGCAGCGGUAGUAAUUUUAAGAGACAAAAUACCGUGGAUUCAGCCACGAUCAAGGAAAAUACCGCUCGCGUCUCUGCGAGCCGACCAUCGGCCCCUAAAAACAGUCCUGGCCAAUUAGAUACCAUGACAAUGUUCAUUCUAGGCGUGGGUACAAGUCCCGGUGGUAGGGCAUGGGCAGGCAAGAGCAACACGAUGAAUGCAGGGGUAGGUGGUGGUCGGCCUCUUACCUCACCUGCCCCUGGUUCUGUUGGUCGACGUAGUACCAUCUCCUAUGAUCAAGCGAAAACGUCCUCCUCGUCUACCGAAAGAACCAACGAUGCACCCAGCCUCGGCGAGGGCACUAGACCAACGCGGGGUCACACCAAGUCUGCGAGCAUCAGCGCAGGUCAUCGUUCCUCGAGUGGCGUACCCCCCAGCGACCAUUCACUACUGGACCCUCAACCACGCAACGCCCACAACUCCUUACUCGCCACUGCUGACCCUCUUAGACAGAGCUUGGGUGUGUCUCCAAGCAAUAGACUGGCUACACCUACAACACCGGCAUUUCCUCGAAAUGUUCCAAGCCGUAGCACGUUCCAUUCUGGCCAGAACAGAGCUCAACGAAAUCAUACUCAGGGUCACACGCAUACACAGGACACAAAUGCAAUUAGCCCACUAGCGAGACCGUCCUUCUUCUCCAAGUUAUCCUCGAGGUUCUCCAAACGCCCCAUGGACCCAUCCGUACCUCCCAAGCACCCAGUAGUGAGCGGAGCAACCACUAACGAUGAGCAGGUUAAACCACGCAGCCUACGUUUCACUUGGAGUAUGAAAACUACGAGUAGUCGAGAUCCGAACGAAAUCAUGUCCGAAAUUCGAAAGGUAUUGGACGCCAACGAGUGCCAGUACGAACAACGCGAAAGGUUCCUGCUGCUGUGCGCACAUGGUGACGCGGCGACAGAUAGCCAAGUACAUUGGGAGAUCGAGGUCUGUAAACUGCCACGACUUUCUUUGAACGGUGUACGUUUCAAACGGAUCUCAGGCACCUCGAUCUGCUUCAAAAACAUUGCUAGCAAGAUAGCAAACGAGCUCAAGCUGUGACUGCCGACAACAGGCGCUUUAACUACUCGCGCCAACCCAUAACGCUCUCGUGAUCGAUGACACGGAUUCACGGUUACCGACAACUUUCAUUUUCCCUUCUUCUGGGACUUUAACCUCGUCAACGAUACCGACAUCGCUACCGCUACCGAUACCGAUAACGAUAACGAUAACGAUAACGAUAACGACACCGAUAACGAUAACGAUACCGA
This is a messenger RNA of Eufriesea mexicana, 5272 nucleotides long. RefSeq names its product serine/threonine-protein kinase MARK2. Gene Ontology annotation, molecular function: tau-protein kinase activity; ATP binding. Lineage: Eukaryota; Metazoa; Arthropoda; Insecta; Hymenoptera; Apidae. Bases 1626 to 5063 code for a protein of 1145 amino acids. Gene Ontology annotation, cellular component: cytoplasm. The record is from RefSeq and is a predicted model, not a curated record. The transcript is spliced from 17 exons. Gene Ontology annotation, biological process: microtubule cytoskeleton organization; intracellular signal transduction; protein phosphorylation.